Messenger RNA from Cynoglossus semilaevis (tongue sole), 606 nucleotides. RefSeq names its product calcium permeable stress-gated cation channel 1-like. Lineage: Eukaryota; Metazoa; Chordata; Actinopteri; Pleuronectiformes; Cynoglossidae. Gene Ontology annotation, molecular function: calcium-activated cation channel activity. The transcript has 5 exons. The coding region runs from base 22 to 606 and encodes 194 amino acids. The record is from RefSeq and is a predicted model, not a curated record. Gene Ontology annotation, cellular component: plasma membrane.
CUGCAGGUGGCCAGGACACUGAUGAUCACCUCCAUACCCAGAGAAAUCUCUGACCCAGGACUCAUCACCAAACAUUUACAUGAGGCCUACCCCAGCUGUACCGUCACUGACAUCCGCUUCUGUUUCGAUGUUCACAAGCUGAUGAGCUUGGACCUGGAGAGACGUAAAGCGAUGAAAGGCCGGCUCUACUUCGCCACCAAGGCUCAAAAAGAAGGAAAGAUCAUGAUCAAGACUCAUCCAUGUGCUCAGAUCUUCUGCUGUGACUUCUGUGGAUUUACAAAGGUGGACGCGGAGCAGUACUACAGUGAAUUAGAGGAGAAGCGCACUGAUGAGUUUAAUGCAGAGAAGAAUCACAUCUCCAUGAAAAGGCUGGGCAUCGCCUUUGUGACUUUUCGUGACGAGAGGAUGACUGCAGUGAUUGUGAAGGACUACGGUCGCGUGCACUGUCGACGCAGACCACAGCAGUCCAGCAUCACUACAGUGGUGCAGCCGCACAAGUGGGGGGUCAGUUAUGCACCUGCUCCCAGUGACAUCAUCUGGUCAGUACACCUUAUAAUGGAAAUCAGUUAUGACAGUGCUUUUUCUUUCUCUAAUAUUCCCAAAUAA